AUGCAAACGACGAUCAUUUUAUCUUUGUUUCUUGACUUCUGUCUACUUGCCAACUCCAACCUGACCGCUCGGAUUAUAGAUGUGACCACCGUUCUAUUGGUGAACAAUAACCGAGCGGCACAUGGAAGAUUCCUCAACGUGAAACCAGACGUCGGUUUAUUGACAUCGACUGCACGUACCUUCAUCCAAGAAGGGGUGACGACACAGUAUGCAACACAAGUACUAGGCACAACACUGGACAACGGACGACUAUACGCCCAAUUGUUGACCAAAAGCUCACGAGUACUUUACGACAACAACGACGCAUUACCGUCCCGUUCACAUAACGACAUCACUUACAAGAAAUGGCACAUAGACGAUGGUCCGCGUGGCGAGGCGGUUCAAUUCAUAAAAAACACCGAUUACAUAACACCAGACAAAGCAGGUGCCUAUCUCGUAUUUCCCACAUCCCGCACUCCUAAUUCCUCUCCCUAUAAAUUUGUCGAGAGACAGCAUCAGAAUGUGGAUGCACAACCAAUGGAAAUAGUCACUGCUUCAUAUAUUCGCGAAGAUAAACCAUUCCAAGAAACACCCACAUUUGAACGCUUAGUACAAGAAAAACCAAUAACUUAUCGUGAAAGUAAAUCGGAAUCAUUUAGCGUAUCUCGAAAUGGCCACGAAACGCGCGAAAACGAAGUUGCAGCUGAAAUUAAUGCUUCCAAGAUAAAAGCUGAAGAAACAUUACCAACUUAUACAGUGCGCAAUGAAUUCUCUCCGAGUGGAUUUUAUUAUGAAGAACCUUAUGUUGGCGCUAUUACUGAACGAAAUAAGCCAAGCACAGUUUCUGAUUCUAAAAGGGGUGGAAAAAUGUUAUAUCGUGGUGGAGUUGCUAUACAGCAAGAAUUACAAAGUCUCAGUACCGUUACUUAUCUCGGAUUUGCAGAUUUUACAACUAUUGUCGGAGAUACCGUAAUUGUAUUUUCACCGCAUACAGCUACUAAGCAACCUGAUCUUGGGCACGUUACAACAGUUUCUGGAGCAGCUACUGUGCAAUCAACAGCAUCUGCAUCAGUUUCAAAUAAUAAAAAAACUAUAUACCAAGACCAAAUAAGCGCAACAAAAUCUGAAACGGAACAUAAAAAAAGUAUGGCUUCUGCAUUACCUACUUUAAAUUUAAAUCCAGUCGAUGAACGAAAAAGCAAAUCUAUAUCUCACUCUACUCAAUUUGAGGAGGAAACUACGGAACAGAUAAAACCAAUCACAGAUAUUUCAGAUAUUGAACAUGAAGAUAUCGAAGCUAAGUCAUCAGUUUUAGCUCAUGAGCAAAACACGUCCAAAUAUGAAACAACAACGCUCGAAGAAGAACAGAUAUUAACCGUGUCCCCAGAAAGUAUUGAACCUUCAGAAACAACUACACCUUUAAUGCUGUCAACUCCUUCAGAUGAAGAUAUUGCUAAAAUAUUUGCAUCGCUGGCGGCAGCUGCUCAGGCUACUGAACCUUUAAGUUCAAGUUCUAGUCAUAUAGAAGAACAAAGUACUGAAAUUGCAACAUCGGUAUUGGGCGGUGCUACUACUAUAUUUUUCGAGGAUGACAUUAUUGCAACACCCACGUUGGAUGUUACUAGCACGACAGAAACAACAUCUGAAGAACCCUUCAAUGAAAAUACUAGCACAGAAUAUUACGAAGAACCGACGACAGAAGGUCUUAUUGUGUCACCAGAGUCAGAAGUAAGCGCUCAACAAAUUACUACAACAGAAGAUAUAUCUAUUCAAAAUGAAGUAGUUACCAUUGAUCAAGAAGACUAUAUUACUAAAUCUAUUUCACAAGCAGCAACUACGGAAGUACUGCCAGAAUCAAAAGAUGUAACUGAAAAAGUCGAACAUUCGACAGAAUCAAUCGAGGAAGAAGAAUGCAAAGAUAAUAAGGUUACACCAACUACAACUUUCAAAACAUUUACAUACUUAACAACAUUUUUCAUCCCAGUUGAUGCGGAAACAACUACAACUUCUAUUAAAUCGCAUCAAGUAGUUAAUACAGAAGUGUCAUAUAUUACAGAACCAUGUAAUGUUGAAGCUACAACGAUUGAAACUCCAAUAAGUCCAACAUCGGUACAACAAAUUGAAAAUGAAGCUACUGUAGGAGUUCAUGAAACCACAACUGAAAAUUAUGAAAGCUCCACUGAAGAGGAAGAAAUAACAACUCAGUUUGAAGAAAUAUCUGUAAAAGAUAGUGUUCUAACUACAGAAAAGGAAUCCUCUACAACAGAUGCUACGUUGCCAUCUACAAUACCCAUGGAAGUAGUAACUGAAAUGAAACAUGUAACAGAAUCUACUACGACAGAAGAAACACCGGAUGCAGAAGAAGAAAUUGAACUUAUAUUUAAAACUCUUUACACUACCUAUACAUAUUUAACAACAUUUUUCCAUGAAUCAACGUCUAGUGUAAGUAGUAGAAAAGAGGUUGUCACCAAUGUAAUAACAUCAACAGUAGAUCAAGCUUUCAUACAACAAUCAGGUGAUAUGUUCCAAUCUACUUUAAAUGCGGCAGAGUCAUUUACAGCUGUUGAUGUUAACGAAAUUAAGCCCACCAGUGUGGGAAUUGGAAGACCAACGGCUACCUACGACAUCGUCGAUAGCGAUUUAUCUUAUGAAGACGAAUCUUCGGACAUAGAUGUAAUACACACCGCCACACCAGCGUUAAAUGAAAUUCAAUUGUUAGAAACAGCUCAAGCCGUUAAAACAUACUAUACUACAUACACAUAUUUCACGACUAUAUUUGUAGAUGGAGAGACUGAAAUUUCUAGUCGGACUGAAGUAUAUACAAACUACGUUACUCCUGCAAUUGAUGCAACAAGCCUGCGAGAUGUGAUUGAAAAACCUUUAAGCACAAAUAGCGAAUUAACUGUACACGCAGAAGAUAACGAUGUUACUCAACAAACAAUUAAUGCAUACGAUACGAACGGUGAUGAACAAAAUGAAGUCACCCCAGAUACAGCAACAAUAUCGUAUAGCACGUUAUCUCGAAACAACAAUAUAGACGAUAUAAAUAUUUUACAACUUGAAGACGGACAAACCAUAUCUACAAUGGUUACUGAUGUUCGAAGCAGCAGUUCGAAUGGAGAAAGCCGAAUAAUAGAUAAUGUUGACAAAAGAAAUAUAUUAUUAGAUGAUCAAAUUAGUUCGGAAAGUAAUACGGAUGAAAUAUUGCCAUCCCCAACUUUAUUAUUGCAGACUAGUUUUACAACAUUUACGUACUUCACUACAAUGUACAUAGGCAGCACUUCUAGCAACGUAGUAAGUAGAUUAGAAACAAUAACAAAUGUUGUAACUGAGACACUUACGCCAACAAGAACCUUGAGCAUUGAAGACUCCAGUUUACCAGUAACAUACUUCACAACGUUUACGUAUUGGACAACAUUAUACAAAGACGGUUCAACUACAAUUACAAGCAGAGAAGAAACUAUAUCAAACAUAGUAACUCCUGUUAUUAAUAUAGAAGAGACUAUAUCACCCAAGAGCUUGCAAACACUGUCUAUUGAAAGUACUCCCACUAUUUUAGAUGAACCAGUUUUAGCAACGGAUGAUGCCUAUGAACCAACCACAUUUUAUACAACUUACACAUAUUUCACAACUUCUUACAUUGGAGAUAGUACCAUACUAAAUAGCAGACUAGAAACGAUAACUAACAUUGUUAACCAUACUGAUGCUACUGGACGUGCAAUUGCAAUAAAUCCACCAAGUAAAAAUACAAUCGAUAAUAAUAAUAUAAAGCCUGACAAAACUGCUGCACCUGAAAGUACUGCGUCAUUUGCUACAGGGUUACUUUCUACAAUCCUAAGUAGUGAUAUAAAUAAUGGCAUUGUAACACUAUUAUCAACUGAUGUAUAUGGCACUUACAUCGAUGGUCUCUACGCAAAAGUUUUAGAGAGUACGACACAAAUUUUAACUCCAACACCAUCCAUAUCUAGUGAGACUCUAGCUUUGAGUCCAACAGGAGUUGUUUCUAUCAACGAAGGAAAAAUUGUCGAUGCUGACGGAAUUAGUACCACCUUCUAUACAACGAAGGCAUUGGGCACAUAUAUAGAUAAUUUAUAUGCUCAGGUUAUUGAAAGCACAUCAUCAAUUAAAAUAGACGAAGAAAAGAAAUCUGAAUUGCCAUUCAGUACAGAAGCAUCAACAAAAAUACACAAAACUGGAUUGGUAAGAUUGAUUGAGGGAUCUAUAGUGCAAAAUCAAACUACUACUGUAUACCAAUCUAAAGUUAUCGGAACUGUAAUAGAUGGUAGAUAUGCGCAAAUCAUUGAAAGUACUUCAAGUUUCUUAAGCAAUAAAAUCAAACCAACUGUAACAGGAAUAGAAGCUACUUCCACAAAAGCUCCUGAUCAACUUAUUAAAGCAACAGCAUCUAUCCUCAGCCCAUCACCCGUAGCUGUAGAAGCUUCAUUAAGCGAUAGUUACCAAACUGACAGCAACGAUGAAGAAGGUGAAGGUGAAGAAGGUGACGAAGAUGAGGAAGGUGGAAAUAGUCGAGUUAAAUCACGUUUGACAUUCUCCACAAAGAAACGUACUUUCACACCUGUGAUUAGAUCAUUUGCCUCUAGAAACAGACCUGCAUUCAAUCCAAAAAGGAAAGGUUUAGGAGCUACGAGCGCAAAUACAGUUACAAGAUCGGAUUUAACUCCAACUGUUACGGCAACGCCGGCUUUGAAAGGAAGGUUCAGUAGUAGCAGAAGAACAGGUUCCUCGGGUAUCAACAAUAGUGCAUCAGUAAAUCCAUCAGCUGGUGGGUCAAGACGAUUUUCAAGACCGCGAAAUAGCGCGGCAGUUACAGGAUCAGCUUUUGGUAAUGGAAACAAACUUAGAGGUUCCUCAGCAAGAAUUCAGCCCACGGCAUCAACUAACUUUGGAGCCAGCUCAAGAAGAGGAGGGUUUAGAAGUUCGGCCCGUCCAGGCAAUGAAAUUAAAUUGACUAGCUCAGCUGGUACAGGAAGCUCAAGAUUUCGCGUAAGACCCACACUUGCUUCUGGUUUAUUAAGAAAUCCAAGUUCAAAUACCUAUACAACCCAAACUACAGAUAGCACGGAAGAAGAGUUCGAAUCAGCAACUGCGGCAACAAACGAUCCCACUAAUUUUACUGACGAUGAUCAAGAUAAUCUAACUUCUUCAAUAGCAACAACUACUGAAAGUACAACACGAAGAAAUCAGAACCCACUAUUACGAUUCCGUAGACCACCACUCUCACGUCCAGCAGGAGUUAGUGCUUCUACAUCCAAACCCGCUGCUAACGGUGGAAAAAGAAAUGGAAAUUUACAGAAAAAUAAAGCAACUACAACAACACCAAAACCAAAAGCAAGAUCGGGAUCAUUCAAUAGACCCUCACCGGCACUACAAAAUAGAGCUAGACCUGCCAAUAACUUAUUUCCCCCGCGUGGUUUAUUUAGACCAAGAACACCCCCACCACAAGAAAUAGAAGAUGAAGAAAAUAAAGAUCAAGAAGAACAAGAACUCUCUGAUGAUGACAUAGAAAAUGAAAGCGAUGAUGAUAACGAUUACGACAGCUCGAAUACUGAAAGUAAAACUGAAACAGUACCAGACAAUUACUCCAAAAGAAAAAGUUUGAAAACAACACCAAAUAUAAAACCAUUUGUGAGUUUUAAACGCCGAACAAAACGUGAUGCAGCAGAUUAUAGCAGUAGAAGCAAUUUUUCAUCAAGAUUCAGAAGACCUCAACCCAAAGCUGAAGAAAAAGUUGAUGUAGAGGAGAAUGAAGAAUUUGUUGAAACAAAACCUAAAAGCUCACGUUAUACACCAAGACCGAGAACAUCUGGUUCGCAAAUAUCAACUAAUAGAGUACGUCCUACACCAGCAUCCGCUAAUAAUGGAAGAUCACAAUUUACUUUAAGAGAUAAAGAUUCAAGUUUAUCAAAUCGUUCAAAUUUCAAACGCCCAAGCACAUCGAAUACGUCCCUUAGAAGAAAAACAUCGUCUACAGCAACAAGACCAAAGGCGCCCAGAUUACGUAACUAUAGUAGCCAAACUGAUGCACCAGCUUACACAAGAUCAAACAGUAGAAGUCGAACGACCACAUCAAACCGUCGCCCAACCUCGCGUCCAAGAAGCAGAGUUUCGGAUAAUUCAUACGAUAAUAAUUACAUUGCGCCCAGUUUUGAUGGUACUAUUACAGUUACCCACCACAUACCGACUGAGGUAACUAUACCUAUUGUAAACGGAAAAGUAACAGAGUAUAAAAAUAUAGUUACAGCUAAAUUGAGUACAGAAGUGUUGGGUCCUAAACAAUAUAGUACGGUUGUCGGCAAAGAUGGUAAUCCAGUAACAAUACUUAGAAGCGAAGUUACUGGUAAUGGAGGUAACGAGAUUACUCACUUUUAUUUACAAGAAACACCAACUACAAGUGUCAUAUUUACCCCAACAGUUAUCAGAGGAAGAAAAACGUCAUACUCGCAUGUAAUUCCCAGUACAGUUUAUGAUGUUGAACCUGUAGUGUCUACAAUACAACCACAAAUAUCAGCAAAUGCGCCACUUGCAAAUAUAUUGUUAUCUCAAUUGCUAUUAGGAAACUUUGGUUUGCCACAACAAAAUAUAAAUCCAUUGAUUGGAAACUUACAAAAUCAAAUGCCCACAACCCCAACAACAGAGUUCAAAACGAGAUCAACAACGUAUGUGACUACCGUAACCGGAGCUAUGUCGACUGUAAUUCCAUUAACUUUCCGUGGCAAAGAAAUUUUAACUACAAUUGUAGAUAGUUCAGUAGAUGUAAUAACUGCAACUGAAUUCAUAACCGAUACGAUUAUCGUAACUCCAACACAAGGAGUGAAUGGUGGAAACCAGUUAAAUAGUUUACUGCUGCCUUUAUUGCUCCAACAACAAAACCAACCCCAAAAUCCAGUGUUAGGACAAAUUGAUAAUAAAAAUUUUGAUGCACAAUUGUUAUUCCAAGAAGACACGUUUGACGAAUCGCGCUCUCGUGGCAAUUUCAGACAUAGGAAUAUCGAAAACGAAUCAUUAAAUGAUGAAAUACCGUUUGAAGAAAAUACUAGUAGGCCAAAAACGCAUAGGAAAAAGCCACAACCCCGGCCACAAAAAGAACCUGAAGUAGCUCCAGCGCCACCAGAACCUGAAACAAGUGUAAUAACUCUGUAUGUUUCGGGAAGAAGACCAGGAGAAUUCAGCACAGUUUUAUCAACCGUGACAGUGGGAGAAGGCAGCACAUUAAGAAAACGUGCUGCAGAAUAUGUUGAAGUUCAAGCCUCAAAACUCCCCUCUUUUGCUCCUUCAGAUAAUGAAUUUUAUGAUUAUUAUCUAAUGCCUGCAACAAAUGAAAUUAACCAAGAAUUUGAAAUUAAUAAAGAUGAAACACAAAGCCUAGAAAGUAUUAUUGGGGAUGUCAAUACGGACGAACCAGAACCCUCAACGGUGCUGCCUACUGAAACAUUUAGUACCAUUACUGAUAAUUUCUAUUUCAUCACACCGGAUACACAUUUUAAUAUUGAAGAACAAACACUACAAUAUUUUUCUGAAAUUAAUCCAUCUGAAUCAUUUGAAUAUUCAGAAGAAACUACAGAUUAUUCUCCUGAAUCAAUCAAAAGCCUACGAGAGUCUCAUCAGUACACUUUAGAGACUUCGCAAUAUUCACCCGACGAUUUUCAAUAUCCGUCAGAGAUUUAUGACGAUGUCCUAGAGACAUCUGAAUAUUUACCAGAAACAUUUGAAAUCUUUACGGGAACUGCGGGUUAUUUUUCUGAGUCUACAGAAAAUUUGCCUGAUAACUUUGAUACAGUAUCGGAUACUAUAACAUAUUUACCUAAAACUUAUGAAAUAUCUGAUACGCCAGAAUAUGCACCAAGUGCAGUGACAGAUUUACAUCACAGUACUUCAAUAAUAACAGAACUCCCUAAUUCCUCUUCCCAUCAUUAUGUAACUACCAAAAGUUAUGAAACUCCAGUACUUGAGCCUGUCUCCAAUUCUAUUGAACAAUUACCAACACAACCAACUGAUAUUCCUAAUAAAAAUAUCCUUAAACAAAGCGUAUACUUAGGUGACAAAGACAUUUCAGAAAUUAUAAACACUGAACAUAUUCCUUCAUACGAGAUAUAUACAACCUUGCUUAGUGAAACGGUAACAAGUGCUUAUAUUAAAAAUAAAACCUAUACUUAUGUUGUAACAAGGGUACAUGAAAAUGAGCAACUAAUAACUUCCACGACAUCUGUGAAAGCUGCUGUAAAAACUGAAGUGCUGACGUUGACGCAUACGCUGACAUUGACAAAACCAAUUACCUUCUCCGAUGGUCCUACUCUCUCCGACACAAACUCUGAAGAUUAUUUAAAUCGUCUGCGAUCACUUGAUGCCAUAUCAGGAUUUGAAGAUACUGCCAGGUAUAACAUUGCCACCAGGGUAAUGUCAAAUGGUGUCGAAGUAAUCGUUGCCGGAGAUAAAAGUGUAGAUACGGAAAUUUCAAAAGACGCCCUACCGCGUGGCGUUGACUCCAGCGGCGAUGAUAUAUCAUUAGUUCAACCUAACCAAUUCAUCACUAAAACUUUGCUUACUACGUACACAUACUUGACAACGUAUUUGCAAGGUGGAACGACAACAGUUUCCAGUCACGAACGUAUUAUUGCAAAUACUGCAACAGAAGAAAGAAAUGUUGGAAAAAUUAUGCCCACUCCAACUAUUGGUAUUACACUAACUGAGAAUCCAAACUUGGCCGUCGGUGUAUUUCAUACAACUUAUACAUAUCUGAACACUAUUCACGAUGGUGGAGUACCACUCACAGAAUCUACCACUCAUACCGUCGCAAAUACUGUUACUGCACCCGACGAUUACUUGUCAUUACUGCAACCUUCCGAACCUACUACUGCCGUUUUAGAUACGAAUACGUAUUACAGUACAGUAGCACUAACAAAAACGUUAACUGAAGGAAAUUCACAAAAAAUAGUUAGCAGUGUUAAUACAGUAACACAAGUAGUCAUAACUGAAUCAACACCACCCAGAGGUAUGUCAGUAAUGACGUCUUACAUUGCAUUAGAUGUUGAAGAUCUAGAACCAUCAGCUGUAGCGUCGAUAGCAACAACCGACGUGGUCAAAACCCAUUAUGUAACUUACACGUAUUAUAACACAUACUUGGAACAUGGAAAAACGGUCGUUCGAACAAAUGUAUCUACGUCAACAGAUGUCGUGACGGAAAAAUUGUACCUGCAUUUAAAACGAACACAAACCGAUACAACUACCCAAAAACCUAUUAAAACAAAUACAAUUGAGAAAUGAAACGUUGCAAGAUAAAGAAGUACAAGUAUUGCAACUAAAACCUAUUUGACGACAUUCACUUACUUCACAACCUUGCUAAAAAGUGCACCAAAUGAUCAAACGACAACUGUUAUAAACUCGCAUACACGCGUAGUUGAGAAUGUCGUAGUAGAACCUAGCAUCAACAAAUCAACCCAAAUCAACAAAGUUGUUAUUACGCAAAAGCCAGAAAUAAGCACUUCUAUUCAAUCAAGUAAAGUGAAAGUAAAGUCAAAAGAAAAGGUUACUCAAACAAAAAGUAUAAUACCUACUUCUUCUUCUAGUAAAGUUUUACAAACAAGCUCUUCUAGUUCCGAUUCCAACGUACAAUAA
Messenger RNA from Ctenocephalides felis (cat flea), 9612 nucleotides. RefSeq lists its product as uncharacterized. The transcript has 8 exons. NCBI's taxonomy places the organism in Eukaryota, Metazoa, Arthropoda, Insecta, Siphonaptera, Pulicidae. The record is from RefSeq and is a predicted model, not a curated record.